AUGAAUAUCCUCCAUCAAAGCAAUUUAAAAGUAUUAAACUGCGCCAUAGAAACUCCAUCUUACCGAGACAGGCGGAGACCUUGGAGUUGCAGCAGCUGUAGCCCACCUUCUAAAGCGUAUGCAAACCAGACACCAUUAGCAGUUGGAAUCAGCUGGAACUCAGGCCGCAGGAUCAUGGCAAUUCUUGAUGAAACCUACUCAACGUCAAUGCACACAGCAAAGACCCGCUUCAACGGUGUAUUCGCUGCCUAUUCUGCUCAUGAUGGCUUUCAAGGCCUAGAUGCUUGGAACGACCGUAUGCAAUCAAAGCUGCUCUAG
Penicillium digitatum Pd1 is the source of this 318-nucleotide messenger RNA. The record is from RefSeq and is a predicted model, not a curated record. NCBI's taxonomy places the organism in Eukaryota, Fungi, Ascomycota, Eurotiomycetes, Eurotiales, Aspergillaceae.